Molecule: messenger RNA, 567 nt
Organism: Colletotrichum acutatum
Lineage: Eukaryota; Fungi; Ascomycota; Sordariomycetes; Glomerellales; Glomerellaceae
Exons: 1
Coding region: 1-567 (188 amino acids)
Source: RefSeq, a predicted model, not a curated record
AUGGAGGUACCCCAGCCCCCCAUCAACGGCAGACCCGACAACCUUACCGCAAGGCUCGUCGCAAUCAUCAUCCACGAGAUGACAGCAUGCAUCUCGCGUUGGCGCGAUUAUGCCGCUUCCAAAGAUGCGCAGCUUCAGCAACUUCACAAAACCUGCCAACAACUCGGAGCACGGAUCGAAACGCAGCGUCACACCAUCAACGCGCAAGACGAGCGCAUUGCCAGUCUAGAAUUCGAAAUAUCUCCUAUGGAACUCUCAUGCAAUACCGUGUCGCCAGCGGCGUUUUCAAUGUCGCUGCAGGAGUCUAGACGCAAGAUGUCGGGUGCUGUUGUAGGCCUCCAAUCAAACUUUACGGGCGGCACGUUUGAUAAUGCUUUGUGUGAGACAUACAUCCAACCAUCUGAUGAUGCGAAUCUAGAGGAGGACACUUUUGAUCCAUUGAUGGCGUUGGCAAUGACCGCGGUAGAGGAUGCAACUGGACCGCGUGCUGGAGCAGAGGGGUUGACGCAGAGUGAGAGCCAAAACCCGAGGAAAAGGCGGUUGGAAGAGUCCGAUGAUGAAUCGUAG